Messenger RNA from Priceomyces carsonii, 516 nucleotides. RefSeq names its product mitochondrial 54S ribosomal protein bL12m. The coding region runs from base 1 to 516 and encodes 171 amino acids. Gene Ontology annotation, cellular component: mitochondrial large ribosomal subunit; ribosome. The record is from RefSeq and is a predicted model, not a curated record. Gene Ontology annotation, biological process: translation. The transcript has a single exon. Lineage: Eukaryota; Fungi; Ascomycota; Pichiomycetes; Serinales; Debaryomycetaceae. Gene Ontology annotation, molecular function: structural constituent of ribosome; mRNA binding.
AUGUCUCUAUUACGUCAAAGUGUUAAGCCUACAUUGAGGUUAAUCUAUAGAAGUUCUUUCAGGCCAUUAGUGCGUUUUAAUUCUACCGAGACAACUGCGUCAAAAGCUCCGGUUGAUCCAAAAAUAAGUGCUAUCGUCGACCAAAUCUCGACAUUAACAUUGUUGGAAACAUCAGCAUUAGUAACUGAGUUGAAGGAAAGAUUAAAUAUUCCAGAUAUCUCCUUACCAUCAGGGCCUGCACCGGCCGCUGCACCAGCUGCUGCUGAGGCUGAGGAACAACCCAAGGAAGAAGUCGAAGAAAAGACCAUUUUUUCAAUCAAGUUGGAAUCAUUUGACCCAAAGGCCAAACCUAAGAUUAUCAAGGAGGUCAAAGGAAUGCUUGGUUUGUCAUUGGUAGAGUCGAAGAAGUUUGUCGAAGCAGCUCCAAAAGUUUUGAAGGAUAAUGUUGCUAAAGAAGAUGCAGAAAAAAUCAAGGCAACUUUAGAGGGAUUGGGAGCAAAAGUUUCUUUAGAGUAA